Messenger RNA from Cydia amplana, 1184 nucleotides. It is a transcript of the gene JMJD4, whose product is annotated as 2-oxoglutarate and iron-dependent oxygenase JMJD4 homolog. The transcript has 2 exons. Gene Ontology annotation, biological process: protein hydroxylation; positive regulation of translational termination. Gene Ontology annotation, cellular component: nucleus; cytoplasm. Gene Ontology annotation, molecular function: 2-oxoglutarate-dependent dioxygenase activity; sequence-specific DNA binding. The record is from RefSeq and is a predicted model, not a curated record. Bases 20 to 1180 code for a protein of 386 amino acids. NCBI's taxonomy places the organism in Eukaryota, Metazoa, Arthropoda, Insecta, Lepidoptera, Tortricidae.
GGCAUUUGUACAUAGUGUUAUGGAAAUAGAAAUAAAUGAAUGUCUCGAUAGUACACAUACAUAUAAGUACACUGGUUGUAACGUUAGUAUUUUACCGAAAGACAUAGAAUACAGUAAGUUUUAUAAGGAUUACAUUUAUAACAAUUGGCCGUGUAUAAUAAGAAAUAUUAGUUCUAACUGGGAAUGUUCUACCACAUGGGUCAAAGACGACACAAUAAAUUAUGACCAUUUCAUAGACAAAUACAGAAGUCUUAAUGCUCCAGUAGCAGAUUGCGGCACUAUCGCUUAUAAUGCGCAAACUAAAAACGACCUCAAUGUCAGUGAUUAUAUGAUGUACUUAAAAACCAAUGAAAGGGAAAAGCUCCUGUACUUGAAAGAUUGGCAUUUAAGGAGACUCCGUCCUGAUGACAACUUCUAUGAAGUGCCAGUAAUCUUUGGCUCAGAUUGGCUCAAUGAGUAUGCGAUUGAUCACCAAGAAGAUGAUUUUAUGUUUGUUUACAUAGGACCUAGCGGUUCAUGGACACCUUUACAUGCAGAUGUUUAUAGUUCUUUUAGCUGGUCAGUAAAUGUUGUUGGUAGAAAAAAAUGGAUUUUAUUUCCUCCCGGAGAGGAAGUGAAACUUAAAGAUCCUUUAGGAAAUUUGCCUCUUAUGUUUGAUGAUAUGAAAUUUGAAAAUGUAGCACAUUUCAAAGUAAUACAAGAAAAAGGUGAUGCUAUUUUUGUGCCUUCAGGAUGGCAUCAUCAGGUUUCCAACGAGCUUGAUACUAUAUCCAUCAACCAGAACUGGAUUAAUGCUUGCAACAUUGAAGAAGUUUGGAAAGCUUUGGAAAAAUGUUUGUUAAGUGUGGAAGAUGAGAUAAAAGAGUUCCAAAGCACUCCGGAGUUUGUGAGCCAAUGUCAGCUAAUCUUAAAAUCAAUGUUUGGUAUGGAUUUUGAAUAUUUCAUUAACUUCAUCUGUUAUUUUGCUAAAAAGAGGCUUAGGGAACUAGAAGGAAACAGUUGCAUUGUAUUUAAUAAAUAUUUGUUAGGGAAAAACCAUAUUAUGUUUGACUUGAAAAAGUUACUAAAAAUAAUAGAUUUAUUUAAUAACCACCUCUUGAUUGUAAAUAAUUCAUUAAAUAUAGAUUAUAAAUAUGACAUCCAAACCAUUAAACAACAAAUAAUGAACAAAAUUCAGUAAACAA